Alternaria atra is the source of this 1533-nucleotide messenger RNA. RefSeq lists its product as uncharacterized. Bases 1 to 1533 code for a protein of 510 amino acids. NCBI's taxonomy places the organism in Eukaryota, Fungi, Ascomycota, Dothideomycetes, Pleosporales, Pleosporaceae. The transcript has 2 exons. Gene Ontology annotation, molecular function: diacylglycerol O-acyltransferase activity. Gene Ontology annotation, biological process: triglyceride biosynthetic process. Gene Ontology annotation, cellular component: endoplasmic reticulum membrane. The record is from RefSeq and is a predicted model, not a curated record.
AUGGCGACCCUCACCCAAAUGGCAGCCUCCUCUGCCCUCGACAUGCAACAGGCCAAUUCCCCUGUGUACCGCGGAAAGGCGACCACCGAACCCAAGGCCAAUGGCACAACCAAGCGUGCUCGCGACACCAAAUAUCGUCACGUCUUUGCAACGCAUUCUUCCUCCCGUACCUCUUGUCUCAGCCAGGAUGCAGAGAAGAUUCCCAGCUUCGUCGGCUUCAGAAAUCUCAUGAUUCUGGUUCUUAUCGUCUCUAACCUGCGAUUGAUGAUUGUGAACCUACAAAAGUAUGGCGUCCUCAUCUGCCUAUCAUGCCACGACUAUCGCCGCUCCGACGUCAUCACUGGCUUACUCCUAUAUCUCCUCGUCCCUGCGCACCUCUUCGUAACCUACUUGAUCGAACUUGCCGCAGCCUGGCAGGCCAAUCGAGCGUACGCUCGUAUAUCAUACGAACGUGACGAAGACACCCCCGCCAAAUACGCCGCCGCCCUUCGCAGCUUCAACUCAACAUGGUACAUCGUGGCCUUCUUCCACAGCGUUAACGCAGUCGCAAACCUCUAUAUUGCGACCAAGUACGUCUACUACGAUAUCUACCACCCGGGUAUCGGCACGCUCUGCGAACUCCACGCUGUCAUCGUCUUCCUCAAGUGCGCUUCGUACGCUCUCACAAAUCGCGACCUCCGCCAUGCCUACCUGCAUCCCAAACAAGCCGAUCCCCUACCAGAUCUAUACAAAUCAUGCCCAUAUCCACAAAACAUCAACAUGAAGAACCUGUGCUACUUCUGGUGGGCACCGACGCUGGUCUAUCAACCCGUCUAUCCCCGUACCGACAAGAUCCGCUGGGACUUUGUCCUCAAGCGCCUCGCCGAACUCGCAGGUCUCAGCAUCGUAAUCUGGAUCGCGUCCGCCCAAUACGCUGCGCCUCUCUUGCAGAACUCACUUGACAAGAUCCUCACCUUAAACUUCACAUCCAUCGCCGAACGCGUCAUGAAACUCUCCACCAUCAGCGUCUUCUGCUGGCUCUGUGGCUUCUUCGCCCUCUUCCAAUCCGCCCUCAACGCCCUCGCAGAGGUAAUGCGUUUUGGUGACCGAGAGUUCUAUGGAGACUGGUGGAACGUCUCUUCUAUCCGUACUUAUUGGACCACUUGGAACAAGCCUGUAACAAACUUUAUGCGCCGCCAUAUUUACUCACCCCUUGUCGGUCGCGGUGUGCCUCCUGCGCUAGCUCAGAUUCUUGUCUUCCUCUUCUCGGGCAUUCUGCACGAACUGCUUGUUGGUGUUCCAACGCAUAAUAUCAUCGGUGUGGCGUUUGCGGGCAUGAUGUUCCAGAUUCCGCUUAUCGCACUUACGGAUGUUAUUCAAAAGGUCAAAUGUAUCCAGGGCAAGGUUGCGGGUAACAUGAUCUUCUGGAUGAGCUUUUGUUUGGUUGGACAGCCACUUGCGGCGUUGCUUUACUUCUUUGCUUGGCAGGCGAAGUAUGGGAGCGUGAGUAAGAGUGUGGGCGAGAGUGCUGUAAAUGUGUUUUAUCGGCGGUAG